Postia placenta MAD-698-R-SB12 is the source of this 2511-nucleotide messenger RNA. RefSeq lists its product as hypothetical. The transcript is spliced from 11 exons. Gene Ontology annotation, molecular function: catalytic activity. The record is from RefSeq and is a predicted model, not a curated record. Bases 1 to 2511 code for a protein of 836 amino acids. Lineage: Eukaryota; Fungi; Basidiomycota; Agaricomycetes; Polyporales; Adustoporiaceae.
AUGACGACGAACAACCUCCCCAUCGGCUAUAAGGCAAACAUGCCUCAGGACUGCAUCAUUGCACCUGGAGUAUAUGACGGCGUCUCCGCCCAUGUCGCGAAUGCAGCUGGUUUCGAUGCACUGUAUCUAGCGAGCAGCGGCGCGUCUGGCUCCGUCAUUGGCGAGCCAGAUCUCUCUGUCAUAACUGGCGCUGAACUAGCAAAUACGGCGCGCAUGUUUGUUGGCAUCAGCACCGUGCCCAUCAUUGCAGACGCGGAUACCGGUUUCGGGGGGACCGCUCAACGUCGCCAGGACCAUCGCAUUUCUCACUUUACAUCACGCCGAACAGCGAAACGAUGCGGCCAGCUUUCUGGAAAGGAUGUAGUCGACAUGGAGACAUACCUGGAACGCAUUGUCGCGGCGGUGAAGGCGCGCCAGAAUCCCGACUUCGUCAUCAUCGCACGGACGGAUGCACGUAACGCUGCACAGUUUGGCGGUCCAAACGCAGGGGAGGAAGCAUUCCAGGAAGGUGUAAAAAGGUUAAAGGCAGCGCUCGCUGCAGGAGCAGACGUCGCGUUCAUGGAGAGUCCGCGGACGAUGGAAGAAGGCAAGAGACUUGUCCAAGCACUGGCGCCGCACCCUGUCAUGAUCAAUGUCCUUCCGAACGGCCUCACGGGUAAUUACAAGAUCGAGGACUGCAAGCGCUUGGGUUUUAAGAUUGCCAUAUACCCGUGUACAGGAUUCAUCCCGGCAACUAUCGCAAUGGAGAGACCUUAUGCUGCGCUUCGUGACACAGGCACGGACCUGAAGAACUGCGAGGAUUGGCAGAUCAAGGAUUUCUUUGAGCGCGUCGGCCUGAAGGCGUCGUUCAACUUCGACCGCGCUGUCGCCGAGACGACACGACAGGAUGUGAAUCCGAAGAAGUACGAGGAGAUCGAUCCCCACGAGUUUAUUAAAUUUAAACGGGAACAGGACUUAGAACCUCUCAUGGUUGUUCCCCACACAGCCGCGCAUGCGCGUCCAGGCUCGUCUUCCAUGCUUGUCAAUUUGCGACCGACGACGCUCCCCGUCGAGACUUGCGAGCGCAUUAUCGAUUGCUUCCACGACGCCUGGGUCGUAGCCGACCGUGAAGCCUUGCUAGCUUGUGCACUUACAUGCAAGGCAUGGCUAGCCAGAUGCCGGUUUCAUCUUCUGCGAAACGUCACAUUCACCGACCGGCCCCAGUUGGUCAGCUUCCUCCGUCUGCUCAAAGCCAACCCGCACGUCUCUCCCCUGGUGAAAGGCAUUCUGGUUGAUAAUCAGUGGGAGAUGCGGCGGCGGCACGCGCCAAGUCUGGCUACGUUUCCGCUGAUGCUGGCGCGGAGGCUGACAGCGGUCGCUCGCCUCCACAUCCAGUACUGUUCGUUCCGCGCAACCAUCAUCGAUGGCUGCUUUUGGAUGUGCCUUGCGGAGUUCGCGGCCCUCACCACGCUCUCGCUGUAUGAUGUGGAGUUCUCCUCUGUCCAUCAGUUCGGGCACCUCAUACUGGCUAUGCCCGCUCUCCGCAACCUGCAAUGUUGGGAUGUGGAGUGGCAAAGUCAUGGCCUUGACCACCGCCUGCUUCCUCCGCGUUUCUCUCCCUUGAAACUCACAUCCGUCAAGCUCGAACUGCGUACCUUGCGUGAUGCCGAAGAUCCGGAGGAUACGAACAAGGAGGUCGCGAAUCCGCAGGUCAUAGCAGUCAUGAGAGAUAUCGUCCAUCUAUUCGUCAUGGCAUCGGUCAGCGCGCACAUCGAAGAGCUGCACAUUGGAAACGAUGUUUCCAAAAGCUGGUUGUACCUCGCGGACGUCGGAACGUCUGCGGUGGGUGAGCUGCUCGAACACUGUGGUGAAUCUCUGCGCACCCUGUUCUUUUCCGUGGGCGCUGCAGACCUUAACGCGUUGUCUGCUACCUCUAUUGUCGGAUCGCACUUAAAUCUAGCCCGUAACGCGCAUCUUGAAGUACUAAGUCUAUGUAUCCCCAGCCUCGUGGACGAAGUCAGCUGCGCCUGGGUUGCCGCGUUACUUUCCACAAUCAUCUCGACGCACAUGAAGGACAUAGUGAUCACAUUGGAAACUUUCGACGCCGAGGACGAUGUCUUGGUCAAGGCGUCUGAACUAUUCAACGAAGAGACGUGCUCGGGAAUUGAUGCUAGUCUGUCCCAUCUUAAGCCUACGAAUUUCCACCGCCUCGAAUUAAAGCUGGAUGGUUACUCCGGAAUGGGCGAGGAUGACAGAAAGCGUUGGCAAGACGGCUUCAUGUCACGGUUUCCCAAGUUGCGUGCCCGAGGGGCUUUGUUGCUAUCCCUCAAAUUAUACGAUGUAGAGAGCGAUGGUGGGAGCCAAUCGGAGUCAGAUGUGGAAGGGACAGAGACAUCACAAAUAGAGGCGUUUUCACCGUGCUACCGUGCUCGGAUACACGAUGCAAAGCGACAUGGCACAAUAGAAGUUGUGUGGUUAGCCGAGCAUGCAUCGUUGAUCGGGAUGGUAUAUGUUUGUCGUCCGAAGCUGUAG